Aspergillus pseudonomiae is the source of this 1547-nucleotide messenger RNA. RefSeq lists its product as uncharacterized. NCBI's taxonomy places the organism in Eukaryota, Fungi, Ascomycota, Eurotiomycetes, Eurotiales, Aspergillaceae. Bases 74 to 1153 code for a protein of 359 amino acids. Gene Ontology annotation, biological process: rRNA processing. The transcript has 2 exons. The record is from RefSeq and is a predicted model, not a curated record. Gene Ontology annotation, molecular function: snoRNA binding.
GUUUGGACGCAAUAACAUUUCUCCAUAUAUGCAUGGUAGCUAAUUUUUUGAAUCGGACCAUUCUGGAUCCUCUAUGUUUUCCAAUAUUGUCACUGCGGCAAAGGGUCUAUUUACUCGACAGGAUACCGACAAAUCGCAAUCGAAGAAAUCUACCACUACCUCAUCCGACAACGUAAUCGCUAGCAAAUCGAAGAUGGUCACAACUAGGCGGCGCAAGAUUUCCGAUGUUGCUGCAGAAGAGGAACCUGAGAUCAAUGGACAACAGGAGGUGAACGGAAAGCGCAAAUCCGGGCCAGCCGGUUCUGGGAAGACGGAAACCCAGCGCAAUAAACGGAGAAAGCGAGCCAGUCUUGAAGCCGCAGAAAGUGAGAGCGGGACUCCCGAAGAGCCUUUAGACGAUGCCCAAGAAACGGAUUCCAAGCAGGAAGAGGGAAAAUCGGCACCUGCUCCGAAGAAGCACUUCAGAUUUGAUAGCGAAGAACCUGAGGUACCGUUGGAUAUACAGAUAGAGGAAACAGCAGAGACGCAACAGGCAAAGGAGGACAGCGGCGAUGACAGCAGUGAUGAUGAUGAGGCUCCUGAAGCGGUUGAUAACUCGGCGCAGUUAUCUAAGGUUAGAGCGCAGGCUAAGAAAAUGGAAAAGGCCAAACAAUUAGAAGAAGAAUUAAAGCGCGAGAAGAGAAGGCAGUUGGAUGAGCUGCGUAAAUCACAAGCGAAAGUUUCGAAAAAGAAAGACAAGCCAGUUGAUGAUCUGCCAUCCGAAAGCACGGAGACACUCCAGGGCUCUAAUACACAAGAUGCCCGGCGAUCGGCUCUGCCAGCGCUUCUUCCAGACGAUAUUUUGAAUGCGGCUCCUGUUACACGACCACCCACUCCACCCGCAGAAGGAAUAAACCUUGCUCACAAGAAGCCAACCAAGUUGAAAUUCCUGGAAAAGUCCGAGAAGCGCCCCAAGGAUGUGAAGAUGGGCGACGUGACGAUUCGGGUAUUGGGUGAUAUUCCACAAAAGAGAGCCAAAUCGGCUCUGCCCCCGAAGGCCUCGAAAUCCGGUCGGAAUAGUAAACAGACUUGGCUCGACCGGAGUCGCAGUACUGGGCAUGUGAAUGGUCUGAGACGGACAGCCGGCGGUUCCUCCGGAUUUGUACGCAAGUAAACGGCCUUAUCUUUGCCAUCGAGCGGCUCGGCGGUGGCUAGCAGUUUUUAAUCCAAGAUCAAGAGCGAAUUGAACCAAUUGUCCCUCCGAUCACUCUCGAGAAUCAUCUCAGGAAUGGCAACUAAUGCCUUUCGCUUCUCUCUGUAUAUCGCCACACCAAUUUCGAGGGAUUGGUUUCGCAUCCUCCGCAAUGUGCAAGGUCCAAGCAGGUCUUGCUCCCAGGAGUAGGUUACAGAGUGAAGGAUACACAGCAAGCAAACUUCGAUCAUGCAGCUGGAUUUGACUUCAAAAAGUCCCGAAUUUCCUGUAUAGACAUAUAAUGUUCUACGGUAGAUAGUUAUUAAGUGUUGUCUAGGCGUCUGAGUAUUGGGUACAAGGCGCUUGCAAAAAGUGG